AUGCCGAAGUUUGUUCCUCGCCAGCGCAAGCAGAAAAACAAGCAGCGCGACUCCAAGACUGCGCCGGUCGACACCAAUGCGGCCGAAAUAUUACCGACGUCAAAAAAUGACAAGGAAGCCAGACGAGAGAAGCUUAGGGAGCAAUUGAAAGACCAGCACCCAAAGGUCUCGUCGAAGAAGCAGAAGCGCCUGGACAAAUACAUAGAAAAUAAAUUGAAGAAGGAAGAAAACCUCGAACUGUUGAAAAAGCUCGCACAGUCGAAGAUCGAUACAUCGACGCUUCAAAGUUCCAAGGAAUUAGGCAAACGCAAAAGACAUGUCACAGACGACGGUACCGCAGCCGCUGCACCUGUUCGCCCAGAGCCCGUCCUCGAGCCAGAACAAUCCGACAACGACUCGGACGAUUCGCUCCCGCAAUUGAAGUCGCAUCAGUACAGAGUGGAAGAGGCCCCUCAGAAGGCCGAGCCCCCGGCUGUUGGUAGUGGACUGAAGCGUCCUCUCGAACUUGGCCCGGACGGCUUCCCCAUCCUGAAGAAGCGGAAGCGUGCCCUUAAAGCGAAGCCGACCAUCAUACAAAUCCAAGAGCCGGAGUGGGAUGGAUUCGGCUCGGGCGAGGAAAAUAAAAGCGACUCAGAGAGCGAAGAAGAGGAGGGAAAGGAUCAGGAGGAGGGCGGAGAAUCGGACGAACCGUCGGACGGCGCAUCAGAUGAUAGCGAAAGUGGGGGUGGAAGUGGAAGUGAGGAUGAUGAAGACGAUUCUGAAGAUGCAGAGGGAUCCGAGGAUGAAGAGGACGACGAAGAUGAAGACGAUGACGACGAGGAAGACAACCAGCCUCGCCAAUCUUCCUUCAAGGCUUGGGCAAGGCAACAAAUCAACGAGACGGUAGGCUUCAAACCCACGACCGGUCCAAUCGUGUCCGAACAACCACAAGCUUUCAUCCCAGAGUCCAAAAAGCCGGUCAGAAACACCGUCUAUGAGGAAGAGCCGCUGCCGCUAGAGCUCCAGGUGACCCAUGGAGAUCCUAACAGGAAAGCAUUCACUGUUUCGGUUGACCGGACGGAAGAAAUCCAGAAUGCCCGCCUGGGACUUCCGGUCGUGGGAGAAGAACAGAAGAUCAUGGAGGCAAUCCAUAACCAUUCUGCGAUCGUGAUUUGGGGUGCUACUGGUAGUGGUAAGACUACUCAGCUGCCGCAAUUCCUUUUCGAAGCUGGCUAUGGCCAUCCUGAUAGUCCCAACCCCGGGAUGAUUGCCGUGACCCAGCCACGCCGAGUUGCCGCAGUCAGUAUGGCGAAGCGUGUGGGUGACGAACUGGGGCAGUAUUCCGAUCGAGUGUCGUAUCAGAUUCGGUUCGAGAGCAACGUCUCCAGCAAGACGGCGAUCAAAUUCAUGACUGAUGGUAUCCUCAUUCGGGAGAUCGCGGAAGACUUCGCGCUGCGCAAAUAUUCCAUCAUCGUGAUUGAUGAGGCCCACGAACGCAGCGUCAACACGGACAUUCUUAUUGGAAUGGUGAGCCGUAUUGUGGAUCUGCGAAAAGAGAUGGGCAAAGAGAACCCGUCCGUGAAGCCUCUGAAACUCGUCAUCAUGUCUGCCACUCUGCGCAUAUCCGACUUCACCCAGAAUCCGGCUCUCUUCCGUCAGGGACCGCCGCCGCUAGUGCAGGCAGAAGGUCGUCAGUACCCCGUCACAGUGCACUUUGCGCGACGGACCCAUCGCGACUACGUGGAAGAAGCAUUCCGAAAAGUAUCAAGGGGUCAUCGUAAGCUACCCCCGGGUGGCAUGCUGGUGUUCUUGACCGGCCAGAACGAGAUCAGACAGCUUUCGAAGCGUUUGAAGCAGGCCUUCAAACCCACGCAACGUGGCGAAUCCACCCAGGCGAAAGUUCAGAUCUCGGCGAACGAUGCACCUCUAGAAGCAGAGGACUUGGACCUGGGCGACAACGACCUAUCAAACAUCGGCAACGAGGACGAAGAUGAGAGCGAUCUCGAGAUAACCGGCCUGGACGAGCCGGAGGACGACGGUGAAUUUGACUUGGGAGAGGAGGCGAUGAGCUCGUCAACUCGAGUGCACGUGUUACCACUAUACUCCCAACUCCCCACCAAAGAACAGCUGAAGGUGUUUGAGGAGCCCCCAGAAGGCUCGCGACUUAUAGUCCUGGCCACCAACGUCGCCGAAACCAGUCUUACAAUCCCCGGGAUUAAGUACGUCUUUGACUGCGGACGAGCCAAGGAGAAGAAAUACGAUCUGGAGACGGGCGUGCAGAAGUUCCAGGUCGACUGGAUCAGCAAAGCGAGCGCAAACCAAAGAGCAGGACGUGCCGGUCGAACCGGACCCGGCCAUUGCUAUCGGCUCUACUCAUCUGCGGUCUACGAGAACGAAUUUGCGCAAUACACCGACCCCGAAAUUCUGCGGACGCCCAUCGAAGGCGUCGUGCUGCAGAUGAAGGGCAUGGGCCUCCACAAUGUCAUCAACUUCCCGUUCCCCACGCCGCCCAGCCGCCAGGGACUGGCGAAGGCUGAGAAGCUACUCAAGAACCUGGGCGCUCUCACCUCCGAGGGCAAGAUCACCCCCAUCGGUCAGCGCCUCUCCACGUACCCGCUGUCACCACGGUUCGGCAAGAUGCUGCACAUCGGCCACCAGCACGGCUGCAUGCCGUAUGUCAUUGCGCUCGUUGCAGCGUUGGCCGUGGGCGACUUGUUCGUCCCCGAAAAUCAGAUCGACCCGACACCCGCGUCGGCAAAGGACGGCGACGGCGAGAAGGAGGUGUAUACCAACGCAGACCGUCUAGAAGACACCGCGCGCGAACAACGCCACAAGGACUACCACCGCGCCCAUCGCCUGUUCAGCAAGCACGACGACACGUCCGACGCGCUCAAAUACCUGUCCGCGAUCUGCGCGUACGGCUACGCCGCUGAUGGAGACGCCUUCUGCGAGCAGAUGUUCCUGCGCGCCAAGGCGUUCAAAGAAGCCACCCAGCUCCGCAGCCAACUGACAGACAUCGUGCGCGCCAACAACCCGGGCCUCGUUGCCGCCUACCAGCCGCGCCUCCCCGAGCCGACGGAGAAGCAGAUCAAGGCGCUCAAGCAGAUCGUGACGGCGGGAUUCAUCGACAACGUCGCGAUCCGCGCCGAUCUCUCGCCCGUGCCGCCGGAGAUGGAGCGGACGCCCAAGCGGGCCAUCGAUGUGCCGUACAUCACGCUCUUCAAGUCCCGUGAGGGCCCGGCUAGAGAGCUCACCGAGAAGGCCGUCUACGUGCACCCGUCGUCCAUCCUGGCCAGUCUCUCCGCCAAGGAAAUGCCGCAGUACAUCGUCUACUCGCAUCUCCAGCAGUCGUCACCCUCGCUAGUGUCCGGCGAAGUGCCCAAGAUCCGCAUGUUCCCGCUCGUCGUGCCCAGCGGCCUGCAGCUCUCGGCCAUCGCGCAGGGCACCCCGCUCAUCGAAUACGGCAAGCCCAUCGGGAAGAUGGAGCCCAUCGACGGGGUGCCGCCGCGCCGCGCAUGCUGGGUCGUCCCGUCGCUGGUGAGCGAGCCAGGCCGCACCGGCUGGCCUCUCCCAGCCAAGAAAGUCAUCCAGCGCAAGGACGCCAAGGACGGCUGGGUGAUAGAAAAGUUCAGUUCAUAA
Messenger RNA from Aspergillus terreus NIH2624, 3618 nucleotides. RefSeq names its product ATP-dependent RNA helicase ECM16. The transcript has 2 exons. Gene Ontology annotation, cellular component: intracellular anatomical structure; nucleolus. Bases 1 to 3618 code for a protein of 1205 amino acids. The record is from RefSeq and is a predicted model, not a curated record. NCBI's taxonomy places the organism in Eukaryota, Fungi, Ascomycota, Eurotiomycetes, Eurotiales, Aspergillaceae. Gene Ontology annotation, molecular function: ATP binding; ATP hydrolysis activity; RNA binding. Gene Ontology annotation, biological process: maturation of SSU-rRNA from tricistronic rRNA transcript (SSU-rRNA, 5.8S rRNA, LSU-rRNA).